ACCCUUCUGACGCAAAUAUAGCUUGAACAAAGCUAGGGGUUAAGGUUCCGAAGUCAAAUGUGGUUUCGCUAUUAGUAUUAGAUCAGAUCCACUUAGAGCAAGCAUGCGCAUAUGCUGUGGGAAUUGGUGUCCGUGAAAGAUCAUCCAUCUCCCGAAGAUUGCUUGAGAAAGAUCCAAUUUUUCUACUGCCCAACAGUUCCCACUGCACUUUUCCUGGCUGGAGGUUGAUAUCCAAUGUCGAGGAUUACUAUUGGUGGGAAAGUUGUAGACUCUGUUGAUUUGUUGAAGACGAGACAUCUGAUAUGGUGCUUGGAUGUUUUACCCUUUGCUAUUCUAUAUGUUGCAUGGCUAAUCACUGCUGUUCCUGUCCUGGACUUUUUGGAUGCUACAAUACUUCUCGGUGGCCUAAUUGUUAUUCACAUUCUUGUGGCUCUUUUCACAGUCUGGUCUGUUGACUUCAAAUGUUUUGCUCACUAUGCUAAGGUGAAAGAUAUUCACCUUGCAGAUUCGUGCAAAAUUACUCCAGCAAAGUUUUCUGGGUCAAAAGAGAUUGUGCCAAUUCAUUCAAGGAAAAUUGUUGCAGGUUCCACAUCUUCAGUAGAUAUCGAAGAAAUUUAUUUUGAUUUUAGAAAGCAGCAGUAUAUCUAUUCGAACGAGAAGGAUACAUUUUUCAAUCUUUCUUACCCUACCAAAGACUCAUUUGGCUAUUACCUGAAAAAUACUGGCCAUGGAUCUGAAGCCAAAGUUCUUGCUGCUAAUGAUAAGUGGGGAAGGAAUAUCUUUGAAUAUCCUCAGCCAACUUUCCAGAAAUUAAUGAAGGAGCAGAUAAUGGAACCCUUUUUUGUAUUUCAGGUCUUCUGUGUGGGUCUUUGGUGCCUGGAUGAAUUCUGGUAUUACAGUUUGUUCACUCUGUUCAUGCUGUUCAUGUUUGAGUCCACAAUGGCAAAGAGUCGAUUGAAGACUCUGACAGAGCUUAGACAUGUGAGAGUGGAUAACCAGACUCUGAUGGUGCAUCGUUGUGGCAAAUGGGUUCAACUUGCUGGGACGGAACUUCUUCCUGGUGAUGUGGUUUCCAUUGGUCGCUCUAGUGGACUUGAUGGAGAAGAUAAGUCUGUUCCUGCUGACAUGCUCAUUUUGUCUGGUAGUGUCAUUGUAAAUGAAGCCAUCUUGACUGGAGAGUCUACUCCGCAAUGGAAGGUUUCAAUAAUGGGAAGGAGCUUGGAGGAAAACUUAUCAAUCAGACGAGACAAAAGUCAUGUCCUUUUUGGUGGGACAAAGAUAUUGCAGCAUUCACCAGACAAGACCUUUCCUCUUAGAACCCCAGAUGGUGGCUGUUUGGCAGUAGUUCUACGGACAGGUUUUCAGACUAGUCAAGGAAAACUAAUGAGGACCAUUUUAUUUUCCACUGAGAGGGUCACUGCUAACAGCUGGGAAAGUGGGCUUUUCAUUUUAUUCUUGGUCGUAUUUGCUGUAAUAGCUGCUGGCUAUGUGCUCAAAAAGGGAUUAGAGGAUCCAACAAGGAGCAAAUACAAGCUUAUCUUGAGUUGUUCACUAAUUAUCACUUCAGUCAUACCCCCUGAGCUGCCAAUGGAGUUAUCAAUAGCUGUUAAUACGUCUUUAAUUGCACUUGCUCGAAGAGGGAUAUUCUGUACUGAGCCAUUUCGAAUUCCUUUUGCUGGGAAGGUUGAUUUAUGUUGUUUUGACAAGACUGGAACACUUACUUCAGAUGAUAUGGAAUUCACUGGUGUUGCUGGGACCACUGAUCAAGUGGAUCUAGAGACUGAUAUGGCUAAAGUUCCCUUACGUGCUUUGGAAAUUCUGGCUUCAUGCCAUGCUUUGGUUUUUGUGGACAACAAGCUGGUUGGAGAUCCUCUUGAAAAGGCAUCUCUGAAGGGUAUAGAUUGGACAUAUAAGUCUGAUGAGAAGGCCAUGCCAAAGAAGGGAGGUGGUGACAUUGUGCAGAUUGUGCAGAGACACCACUUUGCUUCUCACUUAAAAAGAAUGGCGGUAGUUGUUCGUACCCAAGAGCAGUUUUUUGCGUUUGUGAAGGGUGCUCCAGAAACAAUUCAGGAUAGGCUUGUUGAUCUGCCUCCUUCAUAUGUGGAGACCUAUAAGAAGUACACACGCCAAGGUUCUCGUGUUUUGGCCCUUGCUUUUAAGUCCAUACCUGAAAUGACAGUUAGUGAAGCUAGAAGUUUGGAUAGAGACGAUGUAGAGAGUGGGCUAACUUUUGCAGGAUUUGCGGUGUUCAAUUGUCCUAUUAGAGAAGAUUCAGCCGCUGUUUUAUCUGAAUUAAAAGGCUCGUCCCAUGAUUUGGUGAUGAUCACUGGUGAUCAAGCUUUGACAGCUUGUCAUGUUGCUAGCCAAGUCCACAUAGUGUCGAAACCAGCAUUGAUUCUUACCCCAGUAGUGGGCGGGUCUUUUGACUGGGUUUCACCAGAUGAGACUGAGAUCAUAAGCUACAGUGAUAAAGAGGUUGAAGCGUUGUCAGAUUCCCACGACCUCUGCAUUGGAGGCGACACUAUCGAAAUGUUGCAGAGAACUUCUGCAGUCCUGAAAGUCAUUCCUUUUGUUAAGGUUUUUGCAAGGGUUGCUCCUGAGCAGAAGGAACUAAUAAUGACCACGUUUAAGACAGUGGGAAGGAUAACAUUGAUGUGUGGUGAUGGAACUAACGAUGUUGGAGCGCUAAAACAGGCACAUGUUGGAGUUGCUCUGUUGAAUGCAAUUCCUCCGGCUAAACCCGUAGAGUCUUCAACAUCAAGUAAAAAAGAAGAUCCCGAAUCCGCAAAGCUAAAGAAACCAGUACUAGAUAAUGUGAAGGGUGAAGAAGAGGAACCUUCAAAGAGCAAAGCCCUAGAAAAAUCUGCCUCCACCAGUCAAACGCCUGCCAACCGACACUUGACCGCAGCCGAAAUGCAAAAACAGAAGUUACAGAAGCUCAUAGAUGAGAUGAACGAGGAUGGAGGCGAUGGACGAUCAGCCCCCAUCGUUAAGCUCGGCGACGCUUCAAUGGCGUCGCCCUUCACAGCAAAACACGCGUCGGUUGCCCCCGUAACAGAUAUCAUACGUCAAGGAAGAAGUACACUGGUAACUACCCUCCAAAUGUUCAAAAUUUUAGGUCUCAACUGUCUGGCCACUGCUUACGUGCUAAGUGUCAUGUACUUGGAUGGAGUGAAACUCGGCGACUUUCAGGCUACAAUAAGCGGAAUCUUCACAGCGGCCUUCUUUUUAUUCAUUUCCCACGCUCGUCCCUUACCGGUCCUUUCGGCGGAACGGCCCCAUCCAAAUAUAUUCUGCUUCUAUGUCUUCUUAUCGCUUCUGGGCCAAUUUGCAAUCCAUUUGUUCUUCCUUAUAUCGUCCGUGAACGAGGCUCAAAAGCAUAUGCCUGAAGAAUGCAUCGAGCCAGACUCCAGCUUCCACCCGAACCUGGUGAACACGGUUUCGUACAUGGUGAACAUGAUGAUACAGGUGGCGACUUUUGCCGUGAACUAUAUGGGGCAUCCUUUCAACCAGAGCAUAUCGGAAAACAAGCCGUUCCGUGUUGCUCUAUUGGGAGCUGUUGUUUUCUUUGUGGUGAUUACCUCGGAUUUGUUCAGGGAGUUGAACAAUUGGUUGAAGCUGGUUCCUUUGCCUGUUGGUUUGAGGAACAAGCUGUUGGUUUGGGCGUUCUUGAUGUUUUUUGUGUGUUACGGUUGGGAGAGAUUUUUGAGGUGGGCUUUUCCUGGGAAGAUACCUGCUUGGAAGAAGCGCCAAAGGAAGGUGGCUUCUAACUUGGAGAAGAAGAAGAAGAGAUAGUCGUUUAGUUGGUUGGUUGGUCAUUUGAAGAGAAAGUUUUUGGUUUAAUAUUAUUAUUUAUUAAUUAACUGUAGCAGCUGAAUUGUUGUAUUCAUUCAUUUUCACUACCAAAUUGAAAUUGAGUUCAUAUUUUACAUUACAAUUGAGUUCAUAUCUGCA
Impatiens glandulifera is the source of this 3954-nucleotide messenger RNA. RefSeq names its product probable manganese-transporting ATPase PDR2. Gene Ontology annotation, cellular component: endoplasmic reticulum membrane. The record is from RefSeq and is a predicted model, not a curated record. The transcript has 22 exons. The coding region runs from base 235 to 3795 and encodes 1186 amino acids. Gene Ontology annotation, molecular function: ATP binding; ATP hydrolysis activity; P-type ion transporter activity. NCBI's taxonomy places the organism in Eukaryota, Viridiplantae, Streptophyta, Magnoliopsida, Ericales, Balsaminaceae. Gene Ontology annotation, biological process: intracellular calcium ion homeostasis.